Molecule: messenger RNA, 3747 nt
Organism: Truncatella angustata
Lineage: Eukaryota; Fungi; Ascomycota; Sordariomycetes; Amphisphaeriales; Sporocadaceae
Product: PXA domain-containing protein
Exons: 1
Coding region: 296-3505 (1069 amino acids)
Cellular component (GO): intracellular membrane-bounded organelle
Molecular function (GO): phosphatidylinositol binding
Source: RefSeq, a predicted model, not a curated record
UGUCGAAUGUCACAAAAGGUCGAAACACCCGGGGAAUCAAACAAGUUCCAGUCUCACUCGCGCCUGUUAUUUGUUUGCCCUUCUGCCUUUUGGUGUUUUCCAAGCCCUUGGGUUUCCUGUCCUGUCCUGUCUUCACCGUAAUAGUAGAACGUUUUGACUUGUCUAAACCAGCCUUUCCUGUACUGUCAGACCAAUCAAUCCUUUAUUGCGAUACAUCCUGGGGCAUGACGACAUCUGUGCCUUCAUAUCAUUCUCGCUCCUUCCAAGUCCACAACACCAAAGAAUCACGACCCUCAUGAACUCCGAGAAAGAUGCGCACCAUGGCGCAACUACCGACAGCCCUGCCAGCAUGGAAUCCCCCAACUUGGUUGACGCUAUAGCCACGGAACAGCUCCCGAAAUCAGAGACUCCUACCGUCCCGGCGCGCCCUGCGGCUUCCGCUGCUCAAGAGGAAGAUCUGCCAACCAAGGCAUUCCAAUUCCUGUCGACCGCGACCCCAGGGACUCUGGGGGCUAUCGCCGUGGGACUCGCAGCCGCCACCUACUUCGUGUUAGGCCAGGUUGGCCUGAUUCUCAUCGGCGCAUUUGGUGGCGUAACUCUCUUUGUGUCCUACGAGGCCAAACACCCCGAGGUCUCGCGUGCCGUGCGCGGAGAAAGAGGCUAUGACUUCCUGGACCGACUGCUUGACGCGAAACCACAAGCAUCUGCUAUCAAGGCAGAGCAGGACGAGGAAGCUGACGAGCAGGCCCUAUCCCGAAGCUUCGACGACUUCCAGCCCGAGACACGCCAGGCCCUCAACAGCCUCGUCGAUGCUGUCAUCCGAGACUACGUCGACUGGUGGUAUGGACCUAUUGUGCCAUCUGACAGGGCCUUCCCGCUAUCCUGUCGCAAAGUCCUGACAUCCUUCCUCCUGUCUGUCUCGAACCGACUGAGCCGCAAACGCCCCGCCGAUGCCUUCGUCGACUUCCUCACAAACACCUGUUCCAUCAUAAUAGUCUUCUUCUCGGAAAUGACGGCUGCCUAUGCUUCAGUGUCUGCGGAUGGCGCUACCAAUGCUGCAGACGCCAUAUAUAGCUACCUGUCCACCAACACCGAUUCCGCUCUCUCCAAUCUGCUCGACCAGAGGCAGCAAGCAGGAAAAUUCAAGUUGAUCGCUGAGGAUUUGCUGAGUUUCUUAGACCGGUCGGCAUAUGACUGUGAUCCUGCCCGUAUUUUCCUGAGACAGAUUCUCGCCACAACAAUUCUUGAGGGGACUCUGCAGUCGUGUUCCAAGGCAGAGUGGAUCAAUGGCUGGAUUGUGUACUUGUUGGAGUCGGGCGAAACCGAUCUGUCUCAGGCCAUCGAUGAGGCUAUUCAAGACCAGAAGGCUUUCGCCGACGUUGACGGGAAUUUCGGGAACAUCAGCUUGGUCAAAGGCAACCGCAACAGCUACGAAAUGGAUGGCGCUAGGAAGAAGGAGGCAACCCACAAAAAGCAGUUGUCCAGGGCGGAUGAAGAGAUGGAACGUGCCAUGGAAGAGAUGAAAAAGAUGAACACCAUGAUCGCCGAGGCUGAUAAGGCUAAGAACUCGUCUGCCAGCGAGGAAUUGCAGCCCUCACUAUUCCCAGAUAGCGCAUUGCACGAAUUCCCAAGCCACCAGGUCUUAGAUAGCGACUUGUCGCCCAGAGCUGCCGAUGCGCUGUCUCUUGAGGCCAAGGAUAAAGUCAGCGACCUGCCCACCGAGAAGAACGCAAGCAAGGAAGAGUUUGUCAGGUCACCCGUCACCCCCAAGUCGAUCGCAGAUAUUUCGAGCCAAUCGCCCUCACCAAACUCGGGACAUGACGCUGGAACCACUUCUCGCUUUACCAACUUCGAUCAGAUUGUGCCACCUGCCCGGGAAGAAUCAGAAGAGGAGCCACGUCAGGUGCCACCGCUGACUUUGCACAACGCCAUCGUCACUAUUCUCGAUGACCCGGGUACUGAGAAGGGGCGGUUGCGCACAAGACCCAAUUGGGAGUAUCUGGUCCAGGUAGAGCCAGCAUCGUCUCAUCAUCCUGGGUGGAUGAUAAUGAAGAGUUACGCACAAUUUGAGGCACUUCACGAGAGUCUGCGACGCAUCGCAGCUAUCUCUGGCGCUGCCGCUUUCCUCGAGGUCCACACUACGUUCGCAGUCUGGAAGUUGCAUACUCGAGAGUCUUUGCGGGGGGAGAUUGAACGAUACAUGCGCGCUGCGUGCUCAGAGAAGCCUUUGGCAGAAUCAGAAGCUAUGAAGCGCUUCCUGGAAAAGGGGCAGGAAAGUAGGAUGACCGCCCAAAGAGGCUUCUCCUUUGAUUCGUUGAGCAAGGGAAUGCUUGAUGCUGUUCAGAACACCCCGAAAGGGCUAUUCGACACCAGCAAAGUAGUAGUUGGAGGUGUCACAGGAGUUUUCGGCAAUAUUGGUCUUGGCCAGCGUAAAUCGACGGUCUCUUCCGUUCAGGAGGCCGUAGCUCCCAAGACAAAUGGUUCCGCUGCAAAUCGUCCACUGUCACUUUCUGCACUCCCACGCAUGGAGGCGGCCUCUGACGUGAAACCCAGGGAUAGUAUGGAAAGUACUCGAUCGUCGAUCAUCUCCACACAACCUGGCAAGAUGCCCCUAAUGGACCGAAGGCCUAGUUAUCAGCUCGACUUCGAGCAGGAGGCAUUGCAGCCAAGUCGCGCCGAUCGAUGGGAGCGCAACAAGUCGAUCAGCGCAACAAGUAGCCGAGGCAACAGUCGUGCGUCCAGUAUGGCUGCGUUGCGCUCGCCCCUAAGGUCUCCAUCAGACAUAAAUCUUGCAACCAUGAAGCUUCCGCCACCCCCUACCGAGAUACCGGAUGACUACGACUCUCCAGUGAAUACACGUCCUAGCAGCGACGCAUAUUCCAGGACAGACAAUGGUCUUCUGUCGCCACAGACAUCCUUCUCUUCGCCCUCAAGAUCCCUAACAUCUCAACAUCAGGAGAGAUCGUCCAUUAGCGAGCCUCCGGCGCAACGCCGGAGGAAACAGUUUCCACCAUUGUCCGAGCAGGAGACCCGUGUUGCUGUGGAGCUACUCUUCGCGGUCAUCAAUGAGCUCUAUACUCUAUCGUCGGCGUGGAACAUCCGACGUACCCUGCUCACAGCGGCAAAAUCUUUCCUCGUUCGUCCUGGAAACCCAUCACUCACAUCUUUAAAAACGGUGAUCCAAGACAAUGUCUUGGAAGCCAACACGUCCGAUGCGGGUAUUGCGUCACAUCUGCGUAAAUUACGCGAGAACUCUCUUCCUACAGAAGAGGAGCAGAAAGCCUGGCCGGCCGAGCUUACUGCUGACGAAAAAGAAGAACUGAGGAUCAAAGCGCGCAAGCUUUUCAUCCAAUCUAGUGUUCCCGCGGCGCUCAUGGGUAUCAUGGGAGCAUCAGCAACCAGCGAGGCGCUGGGAAGACUUUUUGACUGCUUACAGAUCGAGGAAGUUGCACGUGGUUUGUUCUUUGGCAUCAUGUUACAGGCCGUCCGUGUCAUUACGCACUAGAUGAUUUCGAGACGACAUGCACGAUGGAGUUUUGUGGGAAUAAUUAUUUUUCCCUUUUCGAUUAGAUGAUCGAUCCAUCGCCACGAUAACAGGGCUUGUAUUAUUACUAUAAUCGGGGACGAAUGUACGACUAUAUGGCGCUUUCGCCUCUAGAACCACGCCGGGACACGCAGGAGUUUGCGGACUACAGGGAUGUGGGAUGACGAGAACAUAGAUAAUAAACAGAGGUCGCAUAUUUGACA